CAGAGACGCCACUCCAUGUCAAGCCGGCUUCGCAAAGUUGUGAUCAGCUAGCUCCGUUUCAUUUCCUAUCUACAGAGAAGCAGCAAGCAAGGUUGAGCAUUCACUCAUGGUGGCCGAGGCCGUGCUGCAGGCAUCGUCCGUGUUCGCCGCCUUCGACAAGGACGGCGACGGCAAGGUGUCCGCCGCCGAGCUUCGCGGCAGCAUGACGGUGGCGCUGGGCGAGGAUGUGUCCGAGGAGGAGGCCGCGGCGAUCCUGGCUACGGUGGACGCCGAUGGCGACGGGCUGCUGGACCAGGAGGAGUUCUCCAAACUAGGCGCCGCCGCCUCACAUGGAGGAGCGCACGGGGACGAGGCCGGUGACGACGAGGUGAGGCGCCGGUGCCUCAAGGAGGCGUUCACGAUGUACGCGGCGGAGGGCGGCGACGAGGGCGCAAGGAUCACACCAGCGAGCCUGAUGCGAAUGCUGGGCAAGCUGUUGGAGUCGUCGGCUGAGAAAAUGGAGUUGGAGGAGUGCCGGGCCAUGAUCUGCAGGUUCGACCUCGACGGCGAUGGCGUCCUCUCCUUUGAUGAGUUCAUGGUCAUGAUGAUGGGAAAUGCGUAAAUGACGGAAUUUUAUCGGGUUUGGAUUCAUUUUUUAAUUCUUUAUUUUCGGGUUUCAUCUGUUUAUAGAGAUAUUUCAUUUGUAUAUGUUGCAUCUUGGUA
Molecule: messenger RNA, 702 nt
Organism: Lolium perenne
Lineage: Eukaryota; Viridiplantae; Streptophyta; Magnoliopsida; Poales; Poaceae
Product: putative calcium-binding protein CML19
Molecular function (GO): calcium ion binding
Source: RefSeq, a predicted model, not a curated record